This is a messenger RNA of Scutellospora calospora, 1815 nucleotides long. NCBI's taxonomy places the organism in Eukaryota, Fungi, Glomeromycota, Glomeromycetes, Diversisporales, Gigasporaceae. The record is from the annotation of a GenBank genome assembly.
AUGACUGCAGGAAACAAAAAGGUUCAGAAAGAAAAAGAAGCUGAAAAACAAGCACUCGCAGAUAAAAAAGCUGCAGAACAAAAAAAGAAGGAAGAACUUGCUGAGUUGUUCAAACCAGUUCAGACACAGAAAGUACCAUUUGGUGUAGACCCUAAAACUAUCCUUUGUCAAUUUUUCAAAGCUGGACAAUGUCAAAAGGGAGAUAAGUGUAAGUUCUCCCAUGAUAUUAAUAUUGAGAGAAAAGUUCAAAAAAUCGAUUUAUAUACUGAUGCAAGAAGUGAAGAAGAAAAGAAGGAUGAUACAAUGGAUAAAUGGGAUCAAACGAAACUUGAACAAGUUGUCACGUCUAAACAUGGAAAUCCUAAAACAACCACAGAUAUAGUAUGUAAAUACUUUUUAGAGGCCAUUGAAAAUCAAAAAUAUGGUUGGUUCUGGGAAUGUCCUAAUGGAGGAAAGAAUUGCAAAUAUAGACAUGCUCUUCCACCUGGAUUUGUAUUAAAGAGUAAAGCACAGAAAAAAAUUGAAGAAGAGGAAGCCAAUCAAAUAACUCUUGAAGAAUUUUUGGAAACAGAGCGUCAUAAAUUAGGUACAAAUCUCACACCUGUCACGCUUGAAAGUUUUUCUGAAUGGAAGAAAAAUCGCAAAGCAAAGAUUGAAGCUGAGUAUGAACUUAAACGUGCUGCAAAAGAAGCUGCUUUCAAAGCUGGCAGAGCGCAAGGAAUGUCAGGUCGUGAUCUAUUCACUUUUAAUCCUGAUCUUGUCAACGAAAUUGAUGACGAAGAUGGUGAUGAGUUCGAUUUGUCUGGAUAUCAGCGCGAUGAUUAUCAGCGAGAUGAUAAUGAUAAAGAAGAUGGUCAAGAUGAUGAAAAUCUAGUAGAUAGGCAAUCUGAUAAUGAUGAUAAGAUUGCCUGUGGUGAAGGUAGUAGUAGUGUCGAAAAUGAUGUUUCACAUAAAACGGACAAUACUUCUUUACCAGUCAUUGUGGACGAAGUUGAAAAUGUCGCAGAUAGUCAAUUCAGUGAUAAUUGGGACCGCCUAGCGCAAGCUAUUCGAGAAAUUCACAGGAAAAAUGCGUCGAUCUUAAGUUUUGAAGAGCUUUACCGUAAUGCCUAUAAUAUGGUCCUUCAUAAAAAUGGUGAUAAGCUAUACAACGGUGUGAGGGAAGUUAUCACACAACACUUAGAAGAGGUAGCCAAAGACCAAGUCGUUCCGGCUUUCCCAAUUUCAGGUGCUAGUAGUUCACAAGCAAAUUCCGCCAACGGCGCUGGUGGUGCAAAUUUCUUAAAAGUAUUAAAAAGUGUUUGGGAAGAUCAUACAACAUGUAUGCUCAUGAUUAGAGACAUUUUAAUGUAUAUGGAUCGUGUGUAUGCCAAAUCUGCAAAUGUUCCUCUAGUCUACGAAUUAGGAUUAGAACUCUUUAGGGAUACCAUAGUUCGAUCUACAAGAGAUCCUAUUCAAACUCAUCUUUUGGACGUUCUUUUAAAUCAAAUCCUUCUUGAACGUGAAAAUGAGAUCAUCGAUAGCUCUAAUAUUAAAGCAUCAAUGGAUAUGCUACUCGAAUUAACUGAUGCAAAUACUAAAGAUACAGUUUAUGCUACUGAUUUUGAAGGAAGAUUUUUGGAAACGAGUUCUGAAUACUACCGAGUUGAAGGUCAAGUGCUCGUAGGAGAUUGUGAUGCACCAGAAUAUAUGAAAAAAGUUGAGAAGCGUCUUAAUGAAGAAGAACAACGUGUACGGCAUUACCUUUCACAAACUACUGAACCAAAAAUUAGAAGUAUUGUAGAAGAAGAACUUAUUUCUAAACAUCUUAAAACC